Messenger RNA from Eurytemora carolleeae, 2755 nucleotides. Its product is annotated as lysine--tRNA ligase. NCBI's taxonomy places the organism in Eukaryota, Metazoa, Arthropoda, Copepoda, Calanoida, Temoridae. Gene Ontology annotation, cellular component: cytosol; cytoplasm. The transcript is spliced from 10 exons. Gene Ontology annotation, molecular function: tRNA binding; lysine-tRNA ligase activity; ATP binding. The coding region runs from base 1184 to 2725 and encodes 513 amino acids. The record is from RefSeq and is a predicted model, not a curated record. Gene Ontology annotation, biological process: lysyl-tRNA aminoacylation.
UUGAACAAACCAACAUGUAAACAUUGUAAUUUUUUUUAUCUUUUAAUCCUGUUGAGGACAAGAACCUGUUCUACCUCUUCGUCCGCUAGUUGUACUGUACUGUACUGUACUGUACUGUACUAAACUGUCUCUAUUUUACAUUGUACAUAUUUUUAGUUUAAUUUGAGAGAAAAAUUUAUGAAAUGUGUGAACUUAUUAUAGAAAUGUUGGUUUUGAGCAAGGUAAUUUUGAAGUCCAUUUUAAAGAGGUUCAUUACUUAGGAAUCAAACUAUGGAAAUGAGUGUUCUGAUAUGCCUAAUAGCCUUUCUUUAAAGGGAGUGAAGAGUGACCGACAUGGGGGGGAGGUGGUUGUAAAUCGGGGUAGUGCAGAAAUCGGAUAUUGCUCAUUUUGGACCAAGUAUGCGUCUCUAGGAUUUAAGGAUUGCGGAGAACGAGCAGCUGGUUUAUUCAAUUUUUUCGUGGGGAAGAAGCGUUCGCGUUGAUUUAGUCAUUAACAAAAUUAUGAUUAUUUCUUUGAUUUCUAAAAGAAACAAAAAUGCUUCUCGACGAACUUUUUGGGCGCAUCUAAAAGAAUAUAUAUAAUUCAGUGCUUUGGAUCCACAAUAUUUUGGCUUCCUGGAUCUUGCGAUAAAAAUCUUUUGUUUUAAAACUCAAAACUGAACUAUUGAAAAUAAGAGAGAUUAUCAAACAUGACCUGAACUCUAGAUGUUGUACAGAAGUAAGUAAAAAAAAAAAAAAUAGAUGACCUGGAUCCGGAUCCGCAUCAAAAUUUAAUGGAUCCUUAGCACUGGUAUAAUUUCUUGUUUCCAUGACAAGUACUCAAUUACUUAAAGCAACAAUGUCUUAUUUUACUGAUUGUUUUGUAUAAUUUUUCCAGUUGGUACAAAAACGUUGGACAAUUUCAAGUUUUCGCUCCUAUAAACACAUCAGUGGUCUUAAAUGAUUUCUAAUAUUUUGUUCUUCUAUACUACGUUAUCAUUUCAUCAAUCCCUCUUUGCAGACUACACCCUUUAACGAUAAAGAUUGUUUUACAAUGAACCCUGUGUCAUUUUUAUAAACCGUAAAUGAAAAAAGUAUAUUUAACCCUGAAAAUAUGUAAGUUGAGAUAUGUAUCAGUUUUAAAACAGAUAUUGUUACUUCAUGUGUACAAAGAACAUUUUAAUUAAGUUUUUUCUUCAGAAAAAUGUGGACGAAAUUCGGACGGGACUGUUUACGAUCCAGUCUAAAUCUGUCCAUCCGACGCUUCAGUGAAAUAGAGAACCCGGAGAACUUUAAACGUCUCCGGGUAGAAGGGUUUAAAAGGUCCGGAGUUGAAAUGUAUCCGAGUGGAUACAAGAUAGACAGCAGUGUACGCAGUAUACUAGAUAGAUAUGAAAAGAUGGAGAAAGGACAAACCGUUGAUAAAUCUUACAAAAUUGCCGGAAUUGUUACAAAUAUUAGGGAUUCCGGCAGAAAAUUAAAGUUUGUUGAUAUGUUGAGUGACGGUAAGAAGAUCCAGAUAAAACUGCACAGUAACAGUUUCUUAAACCAGGAGGAGUUCGAGUUAAACACCAGGUGGAUGAAGAGGGGAGAUAGAGUAGGAGUUCAAGGGAGUCCUUGUAGAACCAAAUCUGGAGAAUUAUCAUUAAAUUCAAACCAUGUGACUCUCCUGGCUCCGUGUUUACACGUUCUGCCCAGCAGUCCUAUAGAGAAUCCUACCAAAAGAUUGAGUAAACGGUAUCGAGAUAUUCUAACCAACCCGGAGCUCCGUAGAACCCUGGUUUCAAGAUCAAACAUCAUCAAGUUCAUACGACAUUUCCUGGAGGAGAGAGAGUUUAUGGAGGUUGAAACUCCUAUUUUAGGAAAUGCUGUCGGUGGUGCGUCAGCAACUCCCUUCUUGACCUACCACAAGGAGAUGAAGUUGGACUUGUUCAUGAGGAUUGCUCCGGAGCUGUACCUCAAACAGCUCAUCAUUGCGGGCUUUGAUAGGGUUUUCGAAAUAGGAAAACUUUUUAGGAACGAGGGUAUUGACGCUAGUCAUAAUCCUGAAUUUACCAGCUGUGAGUUUUAUAUGGCCUACGCCGACUAUACAGAUCUCAUGCAGUUAACACAGGCACUUUUCUCCGAGCUUUGUCAGGCUCACAAUUUCCAACCCCGGCACGGUUCCAUAGAGCUUGAUUUUAUUAAACCUUACUCCAGGCUAGAGUUCCUUCAAGCUCUAGAGUCAGCUCUAGAUACUAAACUACCAGAACCUGCAGAUCUACAUCAUCAAGACUCAUUCAAGUUUCUACUGGAUAUUUGUACACGUAAAGAAAUCCCAGUUUCUGCUCCACUAACGGUUCCAAGACUACUGGAUAAACUGGCAUCAGCUCUACUUGAACCCAACCUAGUCCAACCAACUUUUCUCAUCAAUCAUCCCAUGAUAAUGUCCCCCCUAUCCAAACCUUCUCCUGGGAACCCUGAUAUAGCGGAGAGGUUUGAACUGUAUGCUGGUGGGAUGGAGCUAUGUAAUGCGUAUACGGAGUUAAAUGAUCCUGAGAUACAAAGGAAAACCUUAUUAACACAGAGUGGUAUGUCCGACCCUGAGAGUAUGCUCCCUGAUGAAGGGUUCUGUACCGCGCUGGAGUACGGUCUUCCUCCUACAGCAGGCUGGGGGUGUGGACUAGAUAGACUCACAGCUCUUCUAACUAAUACAACUAAUAUUAGAGAAACUAUCACAUUUCCUCUCAUUAAACCUAUUCAAUAAUCCUAUUCUUUUUAUUAAACAUUUUAGCUA